GAAAGGACUGAGAGGCAGAGAGAGCUCGAGGUGAGUCGACUAAACAUCCAGCAGAGAAUCCAGGACAGAGAGAAAGAUGUGAAGGAGCUCCGACAGGAGGUGGAGGCUAUCAAUGGCUCUGCUGAUAAAGCAGUAAGGGACAAUGAGAAGAUCUUCACUGAGCUGAUCCGUCUCAUGGAGAAAAGAAGGUCUGAUGUGAAGCAGCAGGUCAGAUCCCAGCAGGAAACUGAAGUGAGUCGAGUCAAAGAUCUUCAGAAGAAGCUGGAGCAGGAGAUCACUGAGCUGAAGAGGAAAGACGCUGAGCUGAAACAACUCUCACACACAGAGGACCACAACCAGUUUCUACACAACUACCCCUCACUGUCACGACUCAGCCAAUCUACAGACUCAUCCAGCAUCAAUAUCCGUCCUCUGAGGUACUUUGAGGAUGUGACAGCUGCUGUGUCAGAGCUCAGAGAUAAACUUCAGGAUGUUCUGAGUGACCAAUGGACAAACAUCUCACGGACAGUGAGUAAAGUCAAUGUUUUAUUGUCACCAUUAGAGAUCAAGACCAAAUCCGAGUUCCUAAAGUAUUCACGUGAAAUCACACUGGAUCCAAAUACAGCAUACACAAAAAUGUCAUUAUCUGAGGGGAACAGAAAAGCAACAGCAAAGUUAGUAAACCAGUCUUAUUCUCGUCAUCCAGACAGAUUCACUUCAUGUUGUCAGGUCCUCAGCACAGAGAGUCUGACUGGACGUUGUUACUGGGAGGUGGAGUGGAAAGGAAAAGGAGUUAUUGUAGCAGUCACAUACAAGAAUAUCAGCAGAGCAGGGAGCUCAGAUGAAUGUAAAUUUGGAUUUAAUGACAAAUCUUGGGCAAUGAAUUAUAAUGAAAACAUUUAUUCAUUUGUCUACAACAAAGUCCAAACUCCUGUCUCAGGUCCUCAGUCCUCCAGAGUUGGAGUGUACCUGGAUCACAGUGCAGGUAUUCUGUCCUUCUACAGCGUCUCUGAAACCAUGACUCUCCUCCACAGAGUCCAGACCACGUUCACUCAGCCUCUCUAUGUUGGACUUGCAUUUAAUUAUCUUGGAGACACUGCUGAGUUCUGUAAACUCAAAUAGACACAAGUAAAGUCAAGCAGCAAUACCAAACUGUAGAAAUACCUUUUCCAUUAAAAAUUUUACUUUUGUAAAAAUACCAAAGUAUAAACAACAGUCUAACAGAGUCUAAAGAGAGAAAGUACCGGUCCUUCCUUUAUCAUAAAUUUUUGUUCUCAUUUAUUUUGUAAAUAAAUGUAUCAGAUUUUGGCAGAUUGUUGUUGUUGUAAUCAAUGUAAAAAUGAAUUACAGCAACUUAUUUUAAAACAGUCUGUGAUUAUUAUCAUUAAUAAUAUCAUUAAUUCAUUUUUUUAUAUGGUCUGAGAGAAAACUAGAAUCUAGUCUUCUGCACCUCCUCCUGACUCUGUUGUUAGGCUCUGAUUGCUGUGACAUUUCUUCACCUGUCAAUCAAACAUUAUGGGCGGUACUUUCACAUUGUUUCAUUGGUUUUUCUGUAAAUGUUUGAGUUUCUUUACGUCGACCAAAUGUUGUAUUCAACCUAUAAAAUAGUUACAUUGACACAUUAUAAAACUGUAAUUACUGAUGGGAUGUGUGAACAAAGUGAAGCUUUACAGAAUGAAUAAACCAACAUGAACAAA
Molecule: messenger RNA, 1676 nt
Organism: Larimichthys crocea (large yellow croaker)
Lineage: Eukaryota; Metazoa; Chordata; Actinopteri; Sciaenidae
Product: tripartite motif-containing protein 16
Exons: 1
Molecular function (GO): protein binding
Source: RefSeq, a predicted model, not a curated record